AUGGCGAGACAGGUCCAACGCCUUGCCGUGACGCCGCCGUCCGAGGAUUCUGACAACGUCAACUCAAGUUCGCGUUACACAAAUCGUUUGUCGUCGUCUUCAAGUCACCAGUCUGCCGCAGACGCCCCGCCCCGCGCCCACCGCGCUUGCGAAAAAUGCACUCGAACCAAGAAGAAGUGCGACAAAGGUCUGCCCGCUUGCUCGAGAUGCACCAGACUCACCACCAACUGCUGCUACGACUUCGUCGUCAACCCACCAUCCCUGACCAUUGUUGAUUCGCAGGGCGUCGCUGGCAAUGCGUCUUCUUCUUCCAACGGCGACGCGCGGCCUGCCUUCGACUGGCUCAACCAGGUCGAUUUCACUGCUGGUCAGAUAAUGCAGCUUUUGAACGGUAACGGCAUCGACUGGAAAGCUUCCAUCAACACCUAUUUCAACACCGUCAACACCUGGCUCCUCGUGAUUCAUCCGGAGGUCUGGCAAACACGUUGUGCCGCGGCUCAGCUUGACAGCAACCCCAAGGAUUCUGAUUUGGCGUUGGUUGUAUUGUGCAUCCAUCUCUUAACUAUUUGGAACUGCGACGAAUUCUCGUCCACCGCCAUGCUUCAUCAUCCGCUCUACCAGUCAGCCAAGCGUAUAUGGACAUUGAGGAAAGCCUUUUCGAAACCUAAAAUCGAGCACGUUCAGUGUGGUGUUCUGUUAUCGUUGUACGAGUUGGGGCACGGCGACAUCACUCGUUGCUAUCGUACGUUCGGCGAGGCGGCCUCCAUUGGCAAGGUGUUGAAUCUGAGACCGGGUAAAUAUGUGGAAGAAGAGGAGGACCUGGCUGCUGAGCCCGAAGAGGAGCAAAAUCGAGCUCUGUGGUGGGUUCUUGUGAUUAUGGACAAGAUCUCCCAUGAGCAAUCCGCAACACUUUGGACACCGCUCCAGAUGGACAUGCCCUCCGAUGACGACCUUCUCCCAACGGAGCACAUCCUUUGGGACAAUGACAGAAACGGGCCUGUUAAGAUGAUCAAGCGGUACCCUACCACAAUCCCAGCAUCGGUGCGCGUCGGCGCCUUUCAGAGGUCUUGCCAGGCCGCCAUUCUUCUCGGUUACGCCGUUAAUUGGGAGGCGGCAAAUGCUGAGAUCGAAGAACCUCCGACUGUCUACUCGUUUGUUCAGCUUGAGUCCGCCACGAGAGAUCUGAUUGAGGCUCUUAUCACGCGAUCCGAGACUUGGAGUGAGAACCUCAACACUUAUGCUCUUUGUGCUAGCUUGUUCUGCCUCCUUUUCUACUCUUUCCUGUAUACUGCCAAUAGACCAGGGAUGCCUGCCCGUGAUCCAGAGACAGAUAUGGAAAUGAAGAAAGCAGUUGCCGGUAUCAAAUUCACGAUUGGUCUCGUGCUUGAUGGCUCAAAUGGCAUCUUCAACGCCUAUUCCAACCGCGAUGACGUCCUGGAACACUGCGCUGCGGUUUGGCCAUACGCUCUCUUUCAUACGAUGCAACUUCUGUUUCACUACGACUCUCUCAUAGAAGGCGCAGACUCCCUCAUGGCGGAAGUUAGACAGAACGUUGAGAGCACAGCUAAAAGAUGGGCCUGUUCUCGAUGGCUUUUGGAAGAGUUUGACCGGGUCCACGAAGCGAGGAGCACCGGCGUCAAAAUGUGCAAAAAAUGUACCCUCGGAAAUAUGACUUGCGGACAUUAUUCGGCUCCCGAAUGA
Molecule: messenger RNA, 1701 nt
Organism: Colletotrichum scovillei
Lineage: Eukaryota; Fungi; Ascomycota; Sordariomycetes; Glomerellales; Glomerellaceae
Exons: 6
Coding region: 1-1701 (566 amino acids)
Biological process (GO): DNA-templated transcription; regulation of DNA-templated transcription
Cellular component (GO): nucleus
Molecular function (GO): zinc ion binding; DNA binding; DNA-binding transcription factor activity, RNA polymerase II-specific
Source: RefSeq, a predicted model, not a curated record